Molecule: messenger RNA, 1740 nt
Organism: Thalassophryne amazonica
Lineage: Eukaryota; Metazoa; Chordata; Actinopteri; Batrachoidiformes; Batrachoididae
Product: anthrax toxin receptor 2-like
Exons: 17
Coding region: 166-1626 (486 amino acids)
Cellular component (GO): membrane
Molecular function (GO): signaling receptor activity
Source: RefSeq, a predicted model, not a curated record
CCGUGAACACAUGCACACUUUCAAAAUUUACACAGUAACGCAACAACCAUGUCGUUUGAGCAUGUGAGCUGCAGGUCUGAUUCUGUGACACAAACCGAGAUGUUUGAUUUUGGCGUUUUUAAAACGAGCUGCUGCUGCGCGCUGCUGUUAUGAAACGCACGGAUUAUGGAUCGGAUAUGGACAUGGAGCAAAAUUUUACUUUUUGCGAGUGUUUUGGGGAAUUCCUCGUCCCAUGAUGGAGAUGAUGCUUCGUGCGACGGAGCUUUUGAUGUUUAUUUCGUUUUAGACAGAUCUGGCAGCGUGUCAGCAAACUGGGGAGAGAUCUACGGAUUUGUGGAGCACCUCACCAGCAGGUUUGUCAGUCCCAGGUUGAGGGUUUCCUACAUCGUCUUUUCCACCAGAGCAGAAGUAAUACUCCCGCUAACAGGAGACAGGUCAAAGAUAGAUGAGGGUUUGAAGCAGCUGAGCCAAAUUAAACCUGCAGGUGAAACUUACAUGCAUGAAGGCAUGAUAGCGGUAUCGGAGCAGAUGAAGAAACAAAGUUCGCCCUCAUCAAGCAUCAUUAUAAUCUUGACUGAUGGCAAGUUGGACAUCUACCCCUACGAGCUGACUGUGCAGGAGGCCGAUAAAGCCCGCGGGUUUGGAGCCAGAGUGUACUGCAUCGGGGUCAUGGACUUCAAACACGAACAGCUUGCUGUAAUCGCAGAUGGAACAGAGCAGGUUUUCCCAGUGCUCUCAGGGUUUCACGCUCUGAAGAACAUCGUCAACAAGAUCCUGCAGCAGACGUGUGCAGAGCCAUUCAUCAUAGAGCCGUCAAGCGUUUGUGUAAAUGAGUCUUUCAACGUGGUGCUGAGGGGGCAGGGCUUCAGAGGAUCCAGGAAGACGGACAAUGUUCUCUGCUCCUUAACCGUCAAUCACAGGACAUACAACCAGAAGCCAACAGUAGUUAGAGACGGCCAUCUGCUGUGUCCAGCUCCUGUCCUGCACGAGGCUGGACAAUCACUUGAAGUGCUGGUUAGCCUGAACAACGGACAGUCCUACAUUUCCAGUCCAAUCACCAUUUACGCUACAAGAUGUUCGGAUGGGACCUGGGUCUGGUGGCUGCUGCUGGCCCUGCUGGUCUUACUGGCUCUGGGGUUCCUCUGGUGGUUCUGGCCUCUCUGCUGCACUGUGGUGAUCAGAGAUCCGCCGCCGUCUCGGCCGCCGCCUCCACCUCCUGUGAUUGAGCCAGAAGAAGAACCUUUACCGAAGCACAGGUGGCCGACAGUGGACGCUUCAUAUUACGGAGGGAGGGGCCCUGGAGGAAUCAAACGCAUGGAGGUGCGCUGGGGUCAGAAGGGCUCCACAGAGGAGGGGUCACGACUGGAGAAGGCCAAAAAUGCUGUGGUCACCAUGCCCGAGGGAGCGGAGGAGCCCAUCAUAUGCCGACCGCCACCAAGACCUCCCCCAGUGUACAGCCCCCCACCUCAGUCUAAAUGGUACACUCCCAUUAAGGGACGUUUUGAUGCUUUGGUGGCGUUACUGAGAAGGCAGUACGACAGAGUGGCGAUUAUGAGGCCGACGCCACAGGACAAGGUGCAGGGUCGCUGUAUCAACUUCACCAGAGUUCAGAGCCGCCGACACUGAGGAGUGAAGAUCAACACCUGCCACAGCUUUCCUACCAAAGAUAACUGACGAGCAAACACAGACAAAUGUUAGAAUUCACCGCGUGCUGUAAAUAAAUGUAUUUACUGAAAAGUG